Messenger RNA from Emiliania huxleyi CCMP1516, 963 nucleotides. RefSeq lists its product as hypothetical. The record is from RefSeq and is a predicted model, not a curated record. Gene Ontology annotation, biological process: protein phosphorylation. Bases 1 to 963 code for a protein of 320 amino acids. Gene Ontology annotation, molecular function: protein kinase activity; ATP binding. The transcript is spliced from 2 exons. NCBI's taxonomy places the organism in Eukaryota, Haptophyta, Isochrysidales, Noelaerhabdaceae.
AUGCGCGACGUGAAGCUGCUCGAGAAGAUCGGUUCGGGCGGCUUCGGCGACAUCUUCCGGGCGACGUGGCGAGGCACGCCCGUCGCGUGCAAGCGGAUCCGCGCCGACCUGAUCAACGAGGAGAAGAGGGUAGCGCUUCAGGACUUGGCGAUCGAGGUGACGCACCUGCAGCAGCUGAGGCACCCCAACAUCUGCAUGCUGCUCGGCUACUCGACGAGCGAAAACAACCCCGUGAUGCUGUCCGAGCUGAUGCGCUGCUCGCUGCUCGAUGUGCUGCGCGCGGGGAAUGUGCACGGCGGAGGCAAGCCCGCCCUCUCCAAGCGGAGGUCGGUGCGGUACGCGGUGCAGCUGGCGCAGGGCAUGAACUACCUGCACACCUGCAAGCCGCCGAUCAUGCACCGCGACCUCAAGCCGGCCAACCUGCUCGUCGACUUUUCAGGCACGCUCAAGGUGAGCGACUUUGGCCUCGCCAAGCUGCGGCCGGCGCCGAGCGCGCGCGCGUCGGACGCCAAGGCGGCCUUCAUGACCGGCGAGACGGGCUCGUACCGCUUCAUGGCGCCGGAGGUGUUUCGCCAUGAGGAGUACGACGAGAGCGUCGACGUCUACUCCUUCUCGAUGAUCCUCUUCUACAUGCUCCGCGGGAUGCCGCCCUUCCUCCACCUCGGAGGAGUCGACGCCGCCGUCGCCGCAGCCAUCCGGCAGGAGCGGCCUCCCAUCCCGCGCGCCUGGGACGAGAAGAUCACGCACCUGCUGCAGGCGGCCUGGUCCGAGAACCCGGCGAGCCGCCCCUCCUUCCAAAAGGCGCGCGAAGCGCAUGAUCGGCCUCUGUCGGCGCACCUCUGGCAGGCGCGGGCCCUCGACACGCUCCGCGAGUACUACAAGGCCAACUUCAAGGCCUCGCUCGAGGACGACCUCAAGAAGGAGGCGGCCGAGAACCACGGCAAGGAGUGCGUCAUCUGCUGA